Chiloscyllium plagiosum (whitespotted bambooshark) is the source of this 4500-nucleotide messenger RNA. It is a transcript of the gene ripor2, whose product is annotated as RHO family interacting cell polarization regulator 2. The record is from RefSeq and is a predicted model, not a curated record. Lineage: Eukaryota; Metazoa; Chordata; Chondrichthyes; Orectolobiformes; Hemiscylliidae.
GACAACAAAAAAAUCUUCACUAGCCUUUUUGUGAGAAUGAGGCAGUGAGACUCACUGGUGCCUAGCUGGAGGUAGCAGUGUCUCACAGUCUGGAUGUGAAAAGGUUUCUUUGAAAGGGAGCUCCACAAACUAGCAAAAGCUUAACAGGAACUGCAUGAUGGAGGUGGCUACUGGCCAGUGAAAUGUGAAGAUGUCUAUAAAGCCACAAUCAUUGUUUUGUUGAUGGGAACCCUGAAAUCCUGCCACAUGAGAAUACUGAAGAAAUCUCCAGUGGCUUCCCGAGCGUCAUGUCAGUAGCUUUGCCUUCUUCCCCAGGUGGGCCCAAUGGUAUUAUUAGAAGUCAGUCUUUUGCAGGAUUCAGCGCCCAGCAGGAAAGAAGAUCUAGGUCUCACUCAUUCAUUGCAAAUAACGGAGCUCUGAGGAAACCACAAGGAAAACUAAAGAAAAUGAAUGCUUCAUCCUAUAAGAACAAUUGCACACCCAAAGAUGUGGAGCCAAAGCGAAUGGAGGAAGUUUACAAGUCUCUGAAGAUAGGACUAACUGAAUACCUGGAAGUGCAUAAUGCAGAACUGGACAAGCUAACUACUCAGCUAAAAGAUAUGAAGCAUAACUCCAGACUGGGUGUCAUAUAUGAGCUGGAUAAGCAAAUCAAAGCAAUUGAGCGAUAUGUCAGAAGGCUGGAGUUCCAUAUCAGCAAGGUGGAUGAGUUGUAUGAGACAUUUUGCAUCCAGAAAAGGCUUCGAGAUGGAGCUUCCAAAUUGAAACAGGCCUUUGAAAUGUCUCCUUCCACUAAGGGUGCUCGGGAAAGCCUAGCAGCGAUACAGAAGAGCUACAAAGAAAACACAGAGGCGUUGUGCUCACUGGAAGGAGAGAUUGGAAGCCUGCUGGGAGAAUUUCACAUUAAGAUGAAAGGUUUAGCUGGUUUUGCACGUCUGUGCCCAGGAGAUCAGUAUGAGAUCUUUAUGCGCUACGGACGUCAAAGGUGGAAAUUAAAAGGCAAAAUAGAAGUGAAUGACCGACAAAGCUGGGAUGGAGAGGAGAUGGUUUUCUUACCUCUGAUUAAUGAAUUCUUCUCAAUUAAGGUGUCAGAGUUGAAGGGAUUGGCUACUCAUCUCCUGAUUGGAAGUGUCAUCUGUGAAACUAAGGACCUGUUCACAGCCAGACCACAAAUGGUUGCCGUGGACAUCAAUGACCUUGGAACUGUUAAAUUAAACCUUGAGGUCACAUGGUAUCCAUUUGACAAGGAAGACCUGACUCCAUCCACAGGCAAUCUACAUAAAGCCUCCAGUGUGCAAAGACGAUGUUCCAUAUACAGCCAAAACACCCCAGAAACACCCACCUUUGAAGACUUCUCCUUCUUUAAAUGCCUGCAGCCAUCACCAGACAGACUACGGCUGUCAUUCAUAGAUGCUCUUCGGGACACGUUCUUUGACAAACUCAGACGGAGUCGCUCAUUCAGUGACCUGCCAUCUCUUAGGCUGCGGCCUAGGGAAAGGCUGGAACUCUAUUCUUCGCAGCUUGAGGAUGACAUCUUUGACAACGAGAACUCGACCAGUGAGUCCGUUUCAUUUAGCCAUGGUUACCUUGCAAAUGGUACAUGUAUCAGCCAGCCCAGUUUGACACCCGCUAGCCGAGUUUACUCCAAUCCUGAAAUCACAGUGACUCCACCCGAUAUUCAAGAUAAAGACUCUGAAUCUCAGAUUCCAGUUGCUGAGGCAAAUGAUAUAUCAAUAUCAGAAAGUGAAACAGAGAGAACUGGUCAUACAAAUGCACUUCAAUCUGACCAAGGAGAAGAGGUAACAGAUAUUGGAGACCUGUCACCUGUGCAAGUAGGAUGCCGGCAACAAGGAUCCAGCCAAGAAACUAACAUUUUUUUAGAAUCCAAAGACACGAUGGGAAUCCUUCAAGAUUCAGAUGAGCUGCCUGACCUAAAACCUGUUGAACUGGAUGCAUAUGAAGGAAAUCUAACCAAACAACUGGUGAAGCGAUUAACCUCAACAGAAAGGCUACUGACUCCAGGUGGACAGGAAUGUGACGCCUUUCUAUCGAACGAAUAUGAAGGAACCAGGUCAGUGUCGGAGAUGAGCCUAGAGGAAGCUCUGCAGGGUCUUCUUCUAUCGUUGGAGCCGCACAAAGAGCAAUAUAAAGAACUUCAAGAUUUGGACCAAGAAGUCAUGAGACUUGAGGACCUGUUAAAGUGCAAACCGAAUACAAACAGAAGCAGAUCAUCCAGUUUAAGUCUGACUGUUGAAAGUGCUUUAGAAAGCUUUGACUUCCUCAACACAUCAGACUUUGAUGAGGAUGACGGCGGUGAUCAUGAUGCCAACUCUGAAUGUUCUGACAUUGAGGCUCAGAAAACCAUUUGCUCAGAGCACCCAGAUGCCAGGGGUCAUCUCAGUGAGGCACUGACAGAAGACACGGGCGUUGGCACUAGUGUUGCUGGAAGUCCUCUUCCACUUACCACUGGAAAUGAAAAUCUCGACUUAACUAUUGUCAAACACUUACAGCACUCUGAAAAGCUUUUUCAGCAACUUCUAUCAUUUGAAGAAUGGCCAGUCAUUCGGGACAGCCUCCUGGCUAAGAUUUCCCAGCAAACCCGUGUACUUGAACAUCUGGCUGAGCUCAGCACAGAGAAACCAGGAAAUAUUAACCCUGCAUUAGAAGUUAUUCCACAGUUAAAGAAAAAUCAGGCUUUACUCUCUAGCUGGCUCGAGAGUUCCAGCUCAGGAAAUACAUUUUACGCUCCAAUGGACAGAUUGAUAAAACAAAUGAGUUUCCAUUUUGGCAAAAAUGUAAACGAAACGUGUCCGGGUCACUCUGAAACAGUCUUUCGAACCAUUGUGAAUCAGAUGCUCGAUAAAUCUGAGUUGUUCACUGCCCCUGACGCACAGGAAGUGAUAACUGUCUGCCAGUUUGUUAACUAUUUAUCAAGUCACAACAUAUCUGAUUUUGGAGAGCACCUGACACAGCUGGCAAAUGAAGUUGAGCUGCAGCAGACUCUUCAAUCCUUGCAACCAGAAAAGACGCUCGAGACAUUGGAGGAGCAGCCAGCUCAGAACCUUCAACCUUUAGAGGAGACCUUAAAGGCGAUUGCUUUCCUUCUACUGGAGAUGAACAACGACCUGGUACAAGCUGCCACUUCUUUCCUCACCACAGCAUCAACAAACAACAAUUUCAGAGAAAAGGCUUUGCUCUAUUACACCAAGGCACUGACCCAACCCAAUGUAAAGAUCCAAAGGGCUGCUUGCACAGCACUAAAAUGUAUUAAAGCUUGUGAAAGCAUUGAUAUAUUGGUGAGUUUGUGCCAAUCUGAAAGAGAACUCCUCCGGCAAGCCGCUGCUGAAUCACUCCUCUCGCUAGGAGAAGAAGGCUGCUUGGCUUAUGAGCAGUUGGACAAAGUCCCUCAGGAUAUGGUGCAACUUGCAGGAAGACGAGGAAAUGCAGUCAGCACUGCCUUUUAAAAGGGAACGCUGCACCACACUUCAGUAUUACAACCUGCCCAUGUGGAUGGAAGUUGCACAAACUCUGCAUUGAGGGUGAAAGAUGCUAGUGGCAAUGUCCAGGAGAACCAGAACUGCUCACUCUGAAUCAAACACCUUUCACUUGGCAGUUUGCCUUCCCCAACAAUAGUCAUCAUCCAAAGAGGAAACAAAUGAAUCAAUGAGUUAUUUCAUUCAAACAUUUUACCAAAGUUGUUCAAACUCCACGGAAAUCACUUUAUUUUGUGUUAAUUUAUUUAGAAUUAAGUGAAAUGUUUUAACUACUGAAUUUCCCAUUUCUUAUCGUUUUUUUGAGAUCACACUGGCAUUACAUUUUUUUUAAUUUGCACAUUUUUGACUUGAGUUAUCAGGGUACGCCAUGUAUAUAGUGCAGCUCUGGUUAAUAUAUUCUUACUUUCUUUUAGCUUUCUGCUGUCCCAUGGCCAUGUUUUGGCCAAAUGGGUGAAACAAAAGCCAAAAAGAUACUGGGUCUGUAAGAAAGGUGAGUGCAGUGCAAUUGGGAGUGGCCCUUUAAAGUUUGCAUCCAUGUCAGAUGCAAUGUUUCAGCCACUAGGAUUUAGAAGCAAAAAAAAUUCUACAGACGAUGACAAUCAUCACCUGAAUAAUGCAGUACCUAUAGAUCUUGUAUGUGUUUCAUGCUUAAAAUACUCUUCCUACAAAGCACGAUCUCUCCUCCAAAUAUGUUGUACAUGAAGCUGAAAGGUUGGUCUCAAUAUAUGCCAGAGAUGAUAGAUUUAAGAGUGUGAGACUGUGGUACUAAUUUAUAAAAUAUUCAGAUCUGGGUUUACCUGCAGAAUGUCAGAACAAACAAAGACUGAGAGUUACAUCACCUACAAAUGAAUAGGUGCAGUUAUUAAAGAGGCAUAUCUCUGGCUCAGAUACUAUGUUGUAACUAGUCUGUUUGAAAUUUCAAUUUCCUUGCCUUGUCUUUCGGAGGAAAAAAACAUCAAGUUCUUUGUUUAUCUAGGUGGCAUUUUUAAAAUAAAAUUUCAAGUAUGCA